Messenger RNA from Metschnikowia bicuspidata var. bicuspidata NRRL YB-4993, 507 nucleotides. RefSeq names its product mitochondrial 54S ribosomal protein bL12m. The record is from RefSeq and is a predicted model, not a curated record. The coding region runs from base 1 to 507 and encodes 168 amino acids. Gene Ontology annotation, molecular function: structural constituent of ribosome. The transcript has a single exon. Gene Ontology annotation, cellular component: ribosome. NCBI's taxonomy places the organism in Eukaryota, Fungi, Ascomycota, Pichiomycetes, Serinales, Metschnikowiaceae. Gene Ontology annotation, biological process: translation.
AUGUUGCGUCAGAUCGCCAGACCAGCCUCCAGAGCAUUCGCCAGAACCAGCACCCGCUUUUCCGUGCGGUUCAACUCAGCUGCCGCUGAAGCCACCAGUGCUCCAGUGGACCCCAAGAUCAGCCAGAUCGUUGAUCAAAUCUCUACUUUGACAUUGUUAGAGACAUCCUCUUUGGUUUCGGAAUUGAAGACCAGAUUGAACAUUUCUGACAUUGCUCUUCCAUCUGCCGGCACUGCUGCCCCUGCCCCUGCUGCCCCAGUUGAGGAGGAAGUCAAGGAGGUUGUGGAGGAGCAGACCAUCUUUUCCAUCAAGUUGGAGUCCUUCGACGCCAAGGCUAAGCCUAAAAUUAUCAAGGAGGUUAAGGGAUUGUUGGGCUUGUCGUUGGUGGAGUCUAAGAAAUUCGUGGAGGCUGCUCCAAAGGUGUUGAAAGAAAACGUCGCCAAGGAAGACGCCGACAAAAUCAAGGCAACCUUGGAAGGUUUGGGUGCCAAGGUUGUUUUGGAGUAA